Messenger RNA from Mustela erminea (ermine), 420 nucleotides. RefSeq names its product keratin-associated protein 6-2-like. The record is from RefSeq and is a predicted model, not a curated record. The transcript has a single exon. NCBI's taxonomy places the organism in Eukaryota, Metazoa, Chordata, Mammalia, Carnivora, Mustelidae. Bases 1 to 420 code for a protein of 139 amino acids.
AUGUGUUGUAACUACGGGAACUCCUGUGGCUAUGGCUGCGGAUGCGGCUAUGGCUGUGGCUAUGGCUCAGGCUAUGGCUGUGGCUAUGGCUCCCGUUGUGGCUGUGGCUAUGGCUCAGGCUGUGGCUGUGGCUAUGGCUCAGGCUGUGGCUGUGGCUAUGGCUCUCGUUGUGGCUGUGGCUAUGGCUCAGGAUGUGGCUACGGCUAUGGCUCAGGCUGUGGCUGUGGCUAUGGCUCCCGUUGUGGCUAUGGCUAUGGCUCAGGAUGUGGCUACGGCUAUGGCUCAGGCUGUGGCUGUGGCUAUGGCUAUGGCUCAGGAUGGGGCUGUGGCAAAGGCUCCUGCUGUGGCUGUGGAUAUGGCUCUGGGUGCUGUGGCUACCGGCCAUUUUGCUACAGAAGAUGUUAUUCUUCUUGCUGCUAG